AUGGCCCUGGCCCUGGCCAACAACCCACAGGAGGCAUUGCUUUCGGCCUUGAGAGACCUGGACGAAAAUGACUUCAAGAUAUUAAAGUACCACUUACGGAACAGAACCCUGCUGCCCCGAGGGGAGCUGGAGGGCCUGAAUCCCGUGGACCUGGCUUCUCGGCUGGUUUUGAUGCACGGAGCGCGGGACGCUGUGAAAGUGGUGUGCCAGGUGCUGGAGGGCAUGAAGCUGUUAGAGCUCGUGCACCAGCUCAGCCACAUCUGUCUAAACGAUUACAGGGACACAUACCGGGAGUACGUGCGCAGCCUGGAGGAGUGGCAGGAGGAGGGAGUGAGCCGCAGCUACACCCCGCUGCUGCUGGUGGCCGCUGCCAGCCCGGGGAGCCCCGAGGCGGAUCAGGAGCCUGACCGCGUCACGGUGGAGGCUCUGUUUGAUCAGGGCCAGACGCCCGGCCCAGGCCCGGCAGCCACGGUGGUGCUGCAGGGGUCCGCCGGCACCGGCAAGACGACGCUGGCACGAAAGAUAGUGCUGGACUGGGCUUCGGACGCGCUGUACCGGGGCCGGUUCGACUACGUCUUCUACGUGGGCUGCAGGGAGGUGGGCCUGCUGCCGGAGGCCACGCUGGACCAGCUCCUGCGGUGGUGCUGCGGGGACGGCAGGGCGCCCGUGGCGGAGAUCCGGAGGCAGCCCGAGCGGCUGCUGUUCAUCCUGGACGGCUACGACGAGCUGCAGAGGCCCGUGGCCUGGGGGCUGCAGCGGCCCGGGCCCAGCCCCGCGCAGGAUCUGCUGCAGCGGCUCAUCCGGAGGGAGGUCCUGCCCGCCUGCUCCCUGCUCAUCACCACGCGGCCGCUGGCCCUGCGCAACCUGCAGGCCCUGCUCAGGCAGCCGCGCCACGUGCACGUCCGGGGCUUCUCGGAGGCAGAGAGGGAGCGGUACGUCCAGGCCUAUUUCGCGGACCGGGAGCAAGCCCAGAAGGCCUUGGACUUCGUCCGUGGGAACGACGUGCUCUACCAAGCGUGCCAGGUGCCGGGCCUCUGCUGGGUGGUGUGCUCCUGGCUGAAGGGCCGGAUGGAGAGGGGCGGGGAGGUCUCCGAGACGCCCAGCAGCGGCACCGACAUCUUCAUGGCCUACGUGUCCACCUUCCUGCCGCCCUGUGACAGCGACGGGGCCUCCUCCGAGCUCACCCGAGAUGGGGUCCUGCGGGGCCUGUGCUCCCUGGCAGCUGAGGGGAUCCAGCACCAGAGGUUCCUGUUCGAGGAAGCUGACCUCAGGAAGCACGGGCUGGACGGGCCCAGCCUGGCUGCGUUCCUGAGCAGCCACGACUACCAGGAGGGGCUGGACAUCAAGAGGUUCUACAGCUUCCGCCACAUCAGCUUCCAGGAGUUCUUCCACGCCAUGUCCUACCUGGUGAGAGAGGACCAGAGCCCGCGGGGGGAGGAGUCCCUCCGGGAGGUGAACAGGCUGCUGGGCGACCCGGCGCAGGCAGAGGGGGAGCCGGUGACCCUCAGCAUGCAGUUCCUGUUGGACAUCUCCAAAAAGGAGAGCUCCUCCAACUUGGAGCUCACGUUCUGCUUCAAGAUCUCCCCCUCCUUAAAGCAGGACCUGAGGAACUUCAAAGAGCAGAUGACCUCUCUGAGGCAUCACAGGGCCUGGGAGUGGGACUUCUUCCUGAACGAGGCCAAGAUGAAGAGUCUGGCAAACUGUGUUCAGAUGAGCCAUGUGGCGCUGAAGGUGGAGCAUUCCAAUGAAAAGAAAGCCACAAGCAGGAGCUCGUUUUCUGUCAGAACCAGCUUGAACAAUGACAAGAAAGAGGAGCAGAAAUGUCUGGAUGUGGACCAAGGGAAUGCAGCCGGGACACAACGGCAGGCUGCUCCUGGGAAAGGCAGAGGGAAGAGGAAAUAG
Molecule: messenger RNA, 1902 nt
Organism: Pipistrellus nathusii (Nathusius's pipistrelle)
Lineage: Eukaryota; Metazoa; Chordata; Mammalia; Chiroptera; Vespertilionidae
Source: the annotation of a GenBank genome assembly